AUGCUUCAAUGUACUGUUAGAUUUUGUUGCACGAUCUCCUUUUUGACAUUAAAAGAGGUGAAACGGUUGAGUCAAGGGUUGAACGCUUGUGCAAUUUAUCCAACAUUUGACUUGAUGCUGAUACUGGCAUUUGUGCAUGACGCUUUCGGAUGCUUGAGAGCGAGAACAACGAGCAGAUUCAAUCCCAAGUGCCUUAUUAUUUAA
This is a messenger RNA of Clunio marinus, 204 nucleotides long. The record is from the annotation of a GenBank genome assembly. Lineage: Eukaryota; Metazoa; Arthropoda; Insecta; Diptera; Chironomidae.